AUGCUCCUGAACGGUUUUGCAGUUGUGUGUAGAACUGUGCAGUAUACAGCUUACGAAGAAGAUGCUCCAGGCACCGAAAUUGGAAAUUUAGCCAGAGAUCUGAACAUUAAUCCCGCAGACGACCCGCAAACAAGUUUUCGUUUUAUGGAGCGGCCGAACUCAACCUGUAUUAGUCUGAAGGAAGCAAAUGGACUGCUGACUAUCGGAGAACGAAUCGACCGAGAAGAGAUAUGUAAGCAAGCCUCUCAGUGCCGGAUAACCUUUGACAUUAUCAGCUUUUCUAUGGAGAAGUACCAGUUGAUUCACGUAGAGGUAGAAGUCAAGGACAUAAAUGACCAUUCACCCCAAUUCGUGCACAAUGAGAGCUAUAUUGAGAUUUCCGAAAGCUCACUUGUUGGCAGUCGUUUUCCUUUAGAAGUAGCAGUUGACUGGGAUGUUGGCCCUUACUACAUUCAGACUUACCAUAUUUCUUACGACAGUCACUUUGGCAUUGAAGUGCACAGCAGAGAAGAUGGAGUUAAAUAUGCUGAACUGGUCUUAGCCAAGCCGUUAGAUAGGGAGGUCGAAGACUCCUAUACUCUUCAGCUGGUUGCUACAGAUGGAGGGAAUCCACCCAGAUCCGGCGCCGUUACUGUCAACAUUAAAGUGACUGAUUAUAACGAUAACAGCCCAAGCUUUGAGAACAAUGUGGUGACAGUGGAGUUGAACGAGGAUGCCCCAGUAGGCUUUCUGCUGCUAACACUCAACGCUGUGGAUCCAGAUGAAGGUGUCAACGGUGAAGUUCUUUACGGGUUUGGAUCGCAAGUCUCCUCUGAGAUACUUCAGACUUUUCAACUGGAUCCUUCGUCAGGGCGUUUGAGCUUAAAAGCGCUCGUUGACUUCGAGAAAAGAACAAAUUACGAAUUACUAAUCCAAGCAUAUGAUUUGGGAUUGAACUCCAUUCCGACAACUUGCAAAGUUCUCGUUGAGGUGUUGGACGUCAAUGACAAUGCGCCUGAAAUUAACAUCAAACCGAUGACUUCUACCAGUGCUGGAGUGGCGUAUAUAACUGAAGCAGCGGCCAAAGACAGCUUCGUGGCACUAAUCAGCACUUCGGACAGAGACUCGGGCGCUAAUGGUUAUGUUAAAUGCAGCAUUUACGGCCACGAGCAUUUCAAGUUACAACAGGCCUAUGAGGACAGCUACAUGAUUGUGACAACAGCGACUUUGGAUCGGGAAAAGAUACCCGAAUACAAUCUCACCGUGACGGCCGAAGAUCUGGGCUCUCCGCCAUUUAAAACAAUUAAACAAUACACCAUUCGUGUCAGCGAUGAAAAUGACAGCCCCCCACUCUUUAGUAAGUCUGUUUACGAGGUCUCAGUCGUUGAAAAUAAUGUGCCAGGGUCGUACAUUACGACGGUGGUUGCCCGUGAUCCGGAUUUGGGUCAUAACUCUAAAGUUACAUACAAGAUACUCAGUUCGGAGACGAACGGACCUCCCCUGUCAUCAUUCGUGUCCAUUGAUCCAGCUACAGGCUCUAUAUAUUCUGUAAGAUCAUUCAAUUACGAGAUGAUUAAGCAGAUUGAAAUGAAGGUAAGGGCCAGUGAUUCGGGAACCCCACAACUCUCAAGUACAGCCACAAUCCGAUUGAAAAUAGUGGACCAGAACGACAACUUUCCUUUCAUCACUAAUCCAAUUUUAAUGAACGGCUCUGCUGACCUGCGCUUGCCUAACAACGCCCCACCAGGUUACCUCGUCGUGCACCUCAAAGCAAGGGAUCUGGACGACGGGGUCAACUCAGAAUUAUCUUAUAAAAUAUUGCAAGACCGGGAAAAUAUGUUCACUCUUAACAAACAGACUGGAGAAAUAUCUUUGAAGCACGGUCUAAGCUAUGUUACGGGGGAUGUGUUAAGGCUGACAGUAGCGGUGAAUGAUAACGGACGCCCUUCUCUCUCUUCCACCGCUGUUCUUAACUUCAUAGUGACCGAGACGUAUCCCGAUGACGAGCUUGUCAUUAUUUUACCAUCGAGUGAAGAACAGCCUGAGUGGGACGUCUCCCUUAUCGUAAUUAUCAUGCUCGGUGGGGGGUGCGCAUUGUUGCUUGUGGCAAUCAUCGCAGUCGCAAUCUCCUGCAAAAGGCAUCGGACACACAAAACCGGGAAAAGCGACAUUGUAGAAGGACAGUCGUCGGUCUGCAGCACAAGAUACCUACGGGACUUAAACAGAGGUCUGGGAGACCUGAGAGAGGCGGAAACCUUGUUUGAAAGUCAAAAGGCGCAGGAAGCAAACAAAAAGGUGUUCAUUCCUGGUAACCCAUUUUCUGAAACUGAUCUACAAAAAAUACGUACAUGGCAAGAAGAAAAAUAUUUAGAUUUAAGCUGUGUUACGAAUGCUGAUCAACUGAGCACAAAGGACAGUGGUCAAGGAGACAGUGAUUUUAAUGACAGUGAUUCUGAUAUCAGCGGAGAUGGGUCCAAGAAAAUCCCCACCUCCUUCAAUGCAGUUCAUAAUGGCACAUUCCAUUCAGCACAAUCUGGAAUCAAAUUUUGUAUGAUUCCCAUUGAUGGACCUCCAUCGUAUGGAAAUGGUUACAGCAUUGCAUACUCCCAAACAUCUGUUUAUAAUCCCAAGACAGAAUUCAGGAGAGCGGCUUAUCAGACAGGUCACCAUCCAUGGAGAGAUACUUCCUACCGUACAAACCUGCCCAAGACCAAAGGUUUACUGCAAGCUAUUCCAAGAACUGGCCCUGUGCCUGCUCUUCAGCUGUGCUAUGAGAAUCAGACUGAAAUGACGCAGACAGAGAGGGCACCUCAACUUGAAAAAGAGACACAGGAAACGUCAGCUGUACUCCAUGUUGCCACUUCAUUUUAGAGAGGCUAAUGACAGUACAUUGUC
Polypterus senegalus (gray bichir) is the source of this 2874-nucleotide messenger RNA. RefSeq names its product protocadherin 8 (gene pcdh8.1). The coding region runs from base 1 to 2850 and encodes 949 amino acids. Gene Ontology annotation, molecular function: calcium ion binding. The record is from RefSeq and is a predicted model, not a curated record. The transcript has 4 exons. Gene Ontology annotation, biological process: homophilic cell-cell adhesion. Gene Ontology annotation, cellular component: plasma membrane. NCBI's taxonomy places the organism in Eukaryota, Metazoa, Chordata, Cladistia, Polypteriformes, Polypteridae.